AUGGAGCGAUGCAAAACUUUGGAGGCGCUAUACAGCCAUGUGCAAAACAAAUCAAAGGUGCAUGCUCGAACUGCCGUCGUUGGAUAUGAAGAAACCGCACAGGGAGUUAGUGUCACAACCGAGGAUGGCGAGCAGUACCACGGCCAUAUACUCAUCGGCACGGACGGGAUCCACAGCAACGUGAGAAAGCUGAUGGCCGACAAAAUCAGCGUGACUGAUCAGUCUCUCGCCAAGGAAAUCAACGAGGCGUUCACAAGCGAGUAUAACUGUAUCUUUGCUGUCUCGAGGAAUGAUGCCGAAAAUCAGUUCCUACCUGAGGCGAUGGUCCACAAUGUGUACUAUGAUAAUUAUUCUGCAGUUGCAGCUGCUGGUGUGCCUGGACUUGUGUUUUGGUUCCUUUUUGUCAAGGCUUCUAAACUCACAAGAACUCCCAACUGCCCGCGAUUCACAGAUGAGGAUGCAGAGGCAACGAUCCAAACAUAUGGAAGUGCCCUUGUAGGUCCUGGGUACACAGUGAAGGACCUCUGGGAUGCUCGAGUAAAAGGCACAUUGGUGCCCCUGGAAGAGGGUGUUCUCAAACAGUGGAGCCAUAACCGGGUGGUUUUGAUGGGUGAUUCAGUUCACAAGUGCACAGUCAACCCUGGAUUAGGCGGUAAUCUCGCCUAUGAAGGUAUCGCUCGUUUGACCAACGGCCUCGUGCCUUUGCUGAGAGAGCACCCCAUGCCAUCUGUUGAGCAGUUGUCCGAGGUUUUUACGCAGUAUAUAAAUGGCCAGAAACCUCGAGCAGAAAAAGUUGUUGAGCUUUCAGGUCAGAUUACGCGGUAUGAAGCCCAAGACACAUGGGCUUUCAAAUUUGCAGCCCGUCACAUCGUUCCCUGGGUUAGUGACAGACUCAAGGCCAAACUAUAUGCCAGUUUCUCAAGAGGCGGUCCUUGUUUGGAGUAUCUUCCACUGCCUGCGAUGGAUGCAGAUCUAGCGAAGCCCGCUAAGAAGCCCAGACGCGGCAUUUUCUCAAAGCUGAUUCCAGUCAUGAUCAUGAGCGGUGCUGCUGUUAUUUUUUGGCAAAUGCAUAAUCAUGAUCCCUUUCUCUCGUCGAUCUCUGAAUUUAUGAGACAAUGGGAGUAG
Molecule: messenger RNA, 1125 nt
Organism: Penicillium digitatum Pd1
Lineage: Eukaryota; Fungi; Ascomycota; Eurotiomycetes; Eurotiales; Aspergillaceae
Product: Monooxygenase, FAD-binding
Molecular function (GO): FAD binding
Source: RefSeq, a predicted model, not a curated record